Linum tenue is the source of this 4688-nucleotide messenger RNA. NCBI's taxonomy places the organism in Eukaryota, Viridiplantae, Streptophyta, Magnoliopsida, Malpighiales, Linaceae. The record is from the annotation of a GenBank genome assembly.
UUAGUGACCACUCGUGUCACUUCGUCAAUCCCUCUCUCUAACUCUCUCUCUCUUCCAUCUUUCUGAUCACUUCGGCAUCUUCCAUCUUCCCCACUAUUCAUUCCUCUGUUAGGAAGCCGGAGUCGAUUUGAUUUUUUUCCCCGUUCGAACGGAAUAAAGUUUGAAUCUUUUCCCCAAAUGUCGUCGGCGAUGAAGGCAGUGAUGCUCAGAACGGCCGAUGUGCAGCCGUGGAACCGGCGGCUCUACAAGGGGAAGUACGCCGAUCAGAGAACUGACCUCGUUUUCGUGGUAGAAGCCGGGAGAAGAAUCGGAGUUCGUUGCCAGCAGGACGAUCGUAGCAGCAAUUCGUUUGCAGGCGACUCGGUGAUCCGCCGCAAGCCCGAUGUCGUUAGGCGCGAAACCAGAGUGAGAGUUCUGAGCAGCCCGAUUUCGGAGGAGAAGACGCCGACAAUUAAGAAGAGGGUUUUCACGUUUGGGAAAGGGAAAAGUGAAGGCAACAAGAGCAUGAAAUCAUUGCUCGGAGGGAAAGGAGCGAACUUGGCCGAAAUGGCGACGAUCGGGCUCUCAGUCCCACCGGGACUCACAAUCUCAACAGAAGCUUGCCAAGAAUACCAGGAAAACGGCAAAAGUCUCUCAAACGGUCUGUGGGGAGAAGUACUGGAAGGUCUGACCAUAGUGGAGAACGACAUGGGAGCUUCCCUCGGCGAUCCUUCCAAGCCCCUUCUCCUCUCCGUUCGCUCAGGAGCCGCCAUCUCAAUGCCUGGAAUGAUGGACACCGUCCUCAACCUCGGCCUCAACGACGAGGUCGCGGCGAGCUUGAGCGCCAAGAGCGGCGAGCGUUUCGCCUACGACUCCUACCGCCGAUUCCUCGACAUGUUCGGGAACGUGGUGAUGGGGAUUCCGCACUCCUUCUUCGACGAGAAGCUCGAAUCGAUGAAGGAAGCGAAGGGGGCGAGGCUCGACACCGACCUCUCGGCCUCCGAUCUCAAGGAACUCGUCGAGCAGUACAAACAGGUCUACAUUUCAGCGACCGGCGACGAAUUCCCUUCCGAUCCGAAGCAGCAGCUGCAGCUCGCGGUACAAGCCGUCUUCGAUUCGUGGGACAGCCCGCGAGCCAAUAAGUACAGGAGCAUCAAUCAGAUCACCGGAUUGAAAGGAACCGCGGUGAAUGUUCAGUGCAUGGUGUUUGGCAACAUGGGGAACACAUCAGGAACAGGGGUUCUGUUCACUAGAAACCCUAGCACCGGCGAGAAGAAGCUCUACGGCGAGUUCUUGAUCAAUGCUCAGGGCGAAGAUGUCGUCGCAGGGAUUCGAACUCCGGAGGAUAUCGAGGCGAUGAAGAAUUGCAUGCCGGAGGCUUACAAGGAGCUCGUCGAGAAUUGUGAGAUCCUCGAGCGGCAUUAUAAGGACAUGAUGGACAUUGAGUUCACAGUCCAAGAAAACAGGCUAUGGAUGCUGCAGUGUCGAUCGGGAAAGCGUACCGGAAAAGGCGCGGUGAAGAUCGCCGUCGAUAUGGUGAACGAAGGGCUAAUCGAUACUCGUAUCGCGGUCACCAGAGUCGAACCGCAGCACCUCGAUCAACUUCUACAUCCACAGUUUGAGUCUCCGGCCAACUACAAGGACAAAGUGAUGGCAAUCGGCCUGCCCGCUUCGCCGGGUGCAGCCGUCGGGCAAGUCGUGUUCUCUGCAGAAGAUGCAGAGGCAUGGCACGCGCAAGGAAAGAGCGCGAUUCUGGUGAGAACCGAGACGAGCCCGGAGGACGUCGGAGGGAUGCACGCCGCGGCCGGGAUCCUGACGGCGAGAGGCGGUAUGACGUCGCACGCCGCCGUCGUGGCUCGAGGAUGGGGGAAAUGCUGCGUCUCCGGCUGCGCCGAUAUCCGCGUCAACGAUGCUGAGAAAAUUGUGGUGAUUGGGGAUAAGUUGGUCAAAGAAGGGGAGUGGAUUUCGCUGAAUGGAUCGACCGGAGAAGUUGUAUUAGGAAAGCAGCCGCUAGCUCCUCCUGCUUUGAGCGGCGAUCUGGAGACGUUCAUGGCUUGGGCUGAUGAGAUUCGAAGGAUUAAGGUCAUGGCGAAUGCUGAUACUCCGGAAGAUGCUCUCACCGCUAGAAACAAUGGCGCUCAAGGGAUUGGACUCUGCAGGACAGAGCACAUGUUCUUUGCUUCCGAUGAAAGGAUCAAGGCAGUGAGGAAGAUGAUAAUGGCGGAGACACAAGAGCAAAGGAAAGCAGCAUUGGACCUGUUGUUGCCUUACCAGAGGUCAGACUUCGAGGGCAUUUUCCGCGCCAUGGAUGGUCUUCCAGUGACGAUAAGGCUGCUGGACCCUCCGCUGCACGAGUUUCUUCCCGAGGGCGACUUGGAUCAGAUCAUCGGAGAGCUGACGGCUGACACGGGAAUGACGGAAGACGAAGUCUUUGCCCGAAUUGAGAAGCUGUCGGAGGUGAAUCCGAUGCUUGGAUUCCGAGGUUGCAGGCUGGGAAUCUCGUACCCUGAGCUAACCGAGAUGCAGGCACGAGCUGUGUUCCAGGCCGCGGUUUCGAUGACCCAUCAGGGCAUCAAGGUUUUCCCUGAGAUCAUGGUUCCCCUUGUUGGAACUCCACAGGAGUUGGGGCAUCAGAUUGGUGUGAUACGAGAAGUAGCGAAGAAGGUGUUCUCCGAGACAGGUCUCACAUUGACAUACAAAGUCGGGACCAUGAUCGAGAUCCCCAGAGCAGCUCUAGUUGCCGACGAGAUAGCAAAGCAAGCUGAGUUCUUCUCGUUCGGAACCAACGACUUGACCCAGAUGACAUUCGGGUAUAGCAGAGAUGAUGUGGGCAAGUUCCUCCCCACAUACUUGGCCCAGGGCAUUCUCCAGAGCGAUCCAUUUGAGGUUCUUGACCAGAAAGGAGUUGGCCAACUCAUUAAGAUGGCCACCGAAAAGGGCCGGUCAGCCAGGCCUAGCUUGAAGGUGGGGAUAUGUGGAGAGCAUGGAGGGGAGCCAUCAUCCGUAGCGUUCUUUGCAGAAGCUGGACUGGAUUAUGUUUCCUGUUCACCUUUUAGGGUUCCAAUUGCUAGGCUAGCAGCAGCUCAAGUUGCAGUUUGAAGUUGGUAGGAAUGGAAGGAAAGAACUCACAGAAAGAAGCAGCUGGUGAAGUUUGUCAUUCAUUCAUGGCUAAUUGGGUGGAUUAUGUAUAUAAUUAAUUGAUUCUCCAGACCUCAGUACUUACUUGCGGAACAAGCAAAGGAGGGUUUAAGUAGAAUAAUAAUACUCUGCUCUACUUUUAUCCAAUUCCUGAUAGGUGGGGAAUUGUAAGCCCCAGGGAGAAGGUGCUGAACUCUGUGAUCGUGAAUAACUGCUGCUUUACUUCCUUCCGGGGUUUUUUUUGGGCAGAUUAUUCUGCGUAUACAUUAUACAAGAUGGAAAUAACACGUAAAAAUGUAUGAAGUUUGUCUCAGUAAGCUUACUUUUGGUCAUAAUACUAGGUUGAGUGUGAAAUGCAUGGAUGUUUCGCAGAAUCUAUUAAGAGAUACUCCAAGUUCUCCGAGCUCUGAAGGAUGGCCACUUCAGCAGAAGAGUCGAGCUGUCAUUACACCUUUCUAUGCCACAGACGGCAAGCCAUUUCUAGCCCUUCAAUGGCACCGUCUCAGUUCAUUGCAUUUGCAUAGGCACCCAACAAGAGUUCCUUGUUGCUGGCUUGCUGCUGUGUCUAGUUAUUCUAUUCAGUCGCCCUGCUAGCUUUGUAAGCGUUUAACAGUUACACCUGGACAUCGCGAAACAGACAAAUGUUCUUUGUACUCCAUCGUGAACUCACCUCUCCCCUGUGCAUCAUUUAAUCAACAACAUUAUCAGCAAAAAAAAAAAAAGUAAUGCGGAUGUCAGAUAUACUUGCAGACACCUUCCUCACAUCAGUCCUGCAAGCACUCCAUCGUGAAGUUCACGCGCUUCUCGAAUAGAGUCCAUAUUAGAAAGGCAUUUCAUAGCCAACACUAUCAGAAUCUCCAUAUUGUGAUAUGACUACAAGGAAUCCGGAUACAACGUUGAAAAGGCAGAAUAUUACCUUACCUGAGGCACAAUCAAUCCAUCCCAAACACAGCAACGACUACUUGCCCAGCAUGUGCUUCUUCAAUGUACUGCAGAAUAUUACAGGAAAGGAACACAUUCUACAGCGAUUCUUACCAGCACUUAUGACCGACAACAACAAGAAACAUUCGGCUUUCUUCCUGAAUAGUCAUUGAUCAUCAAUGGCUAACACUUCCACUUGCCAUAAAUCAAUGAAAGCUACAAAUUUGAAGAUACCUGCCUCACAACCUUGCAGGGAUCUGCUCCCAUACGAUCAAGCUUUGCUAAUAAACGCAACACGAGGCACCUCGUAUCUCCACAUUUGCCUAUCAACAGUUUACUGACUCACUUUGCACUCCUCCAACACUACACAAACACAAGAAUGGCACCAUCCAGCACACUAAAAGCUCUCUCCACCUCGAUAGUGAAGUCAACGUGGCCUCCUGGUGUAUCGAUUAUAUUGACCUAUCCCAUUUUCAAUCACUAAAUCCGUCAACGAGACUUCUUAUCUUUCGCCAUUCCAAGUCCAUUGAGUCCAUCUUAGCUCCGACAAUGUCGAGACCAUGAACCUCGUGUAUCUCGUGAAUCCGGCCGGUGUAGUAGAGGAUUCGCUCAGUGCAGGUUGUUCCCCCGAUUUAGAGUGUGAAACGGCG